Pelmatolapia mariae (spotted tilapia) is the source of this 2347-nucleotide messenger RNA. It is a transcript of the gene dusp10, whose product is annotated as dual specificity phosphatase 10. Gene Ontology annotation, cellular component: cytoplasm. Lineage: Eukaryota; Metazoa; Chordata; Actinopteri; Cichliformes; Cichlidae. Gene Ontology annotation, biological process: negative regulation of JUN kinase activity; protein dephosphorylation. The coding region runs from base 227 to 1666 and encodes 479 amino acids. The record is from RefSeq and is a predicted model, not a curated record. The transcript is spliced from 4 exons. Gene Ontology annotation, molecular function: protein tyrosine/threonine phosphatase activity; MAP kinase tyrosine phosphatase activity; MAP kinase tyrosine/serine/threonine phosphatase activity.
UCAUUCCCACUGCGCGACUUCUGUAGGCUGGCAGACUUCCUUCAAUAUUAUUUCUGGACAGCAGGGUAAAAGUACUAAAAAAUGUUGCCGAGCCACAACACUGGGACGGACUGAAUGGAGGCCACGUUGUCGGGGAGCGGAGAUAAUAAAUCCGUCUACGGUCAACCGCGACACUCACCGAGCGACUUGUUGAGUUCUUCGUGAAAGUCCAGUCCUCGGUCUCCCCAUGCCUCCAUCUCCCCUCGACGACAGAAUUGUGGUGGCGCUGCCAAGGCCAAUCCGACCUCAGGAACUCCAACUACGCCUGGACACCAGCUACCUGGACUCCAUCACCACCAGCAGCAUCGACAAGACCGUAAUCAGCACCACCGUGGUGAAGAUCCGGGCGACGGCCAAUCUUGUAACGUAUAUGCCCUCAUCCAAGGGCUCCACGCGCUCAUUGUCGUGUGGAUGCAGCAGUGCCAGCUGCUGCUCUGUCACAACCUAUGAGAAGGACAGCCAGAGCCUCAGCCACAGCCAGGUGAGCGCCAGUAGCCCCAAUCUCAGCUACGCCGGGCCCCCUACCCCAAUGGUCAGCAGCCAUGAAGCAUUAAGUGCCCCCAGUCUCGCCCCUGGCACGCCGAAGGCCCUAGCCACCGUGAGGGUCAUCCACCCCAAUGAGCUGGCCAAGCGGAUAACCUGCUGCCCCAUGGGUCACCCUGUGGGGCCCGUGCCGGUCAUCAUUGACUGCCGGCCCUUCAUGGAGUACAACAAGAGCCACAUCCGGGGGGCCGUGCACAUCAACUGCUCUGACAAGAUCAGCCGGAGACGGCUGCAGCAGGGCAAGAUCACUGUGCUGGACCUCAUUUCCUGCCGUGAGGGCAAGGACUCUUUUAAGGGCAUCUUCUCCAAAGAGAUUGUGGUUUAUGAUGAGAGCACCACGGACCCGAACCGGCUGACAUCCACUCAGCCUCUACAUGUGGUCCUGGAAUCACUGAGGAGGGAGGGCAAGGACCCAAUCAUCCUCAAAGCCUUUCUCUCUCCAUUCACAGGAGGCCUUAGCAGCUUCAGGCAGAGCCAUGAAAACCUGUGUGAGCACUCGCUGCACCUUCACGAAGGCUUGGACACGGGCGCAGCUGCUGGCCUGACGGGGGCUCUACCUCACUCCCUGCCCUCCACCCCGGACAUAGAGAACGCAGAGCUGACGCCAAUCCUGCCCUUCCUCUACCUGGGGAACGAGCAUGACGCUCAGGACAUCAAACUGCUGCAGCGCUUGAACAUCGGCUACAUCCUAAAUGUAACCACCCACCUGCCGCUCUACCACUAUGACACGGGCCUCUUUGUCUACAAGCGCCUGCCUGCCACCGACAGCAACAAGCAGAACCUGCGGCAGUACUUUGAGGAGGCGUUUGAAUUCAUUGAGGAAGCACACCAAGCGGGUAUGGGCCUCCUGAUCCACUGCCAGGCAGGCGUGUCUCGUUCAGCCACCAUUGUGAUCGCCUACCUGAUGAAGCACACCUGGAUGACCAUGACGGACGCCUACAAGUUUGUCAAAACCAGGAGGCCCAUCAUCUCCCCGAACCUUAACUUCAUGGGCCAGCUGCUGGAGUUUGAGGACGACCUCAACAAUGGAAUAACGCCACGAAUCCUCACGCCAAAGUUGAUUGGUGUGGAAACCAUCGUCUAGAUUAACCUCUCGACCACUCCCCCUCCAAUGCUCGCACUUGUACCAAGUCUCCAUCUGCCAGCGGAGACUGGCUGAUCUGAGCCAAUUUGGAGUGUGAGAGUCGCCGAAUUUUUCUUGACUCUUGAGAGUGCCAAAGCUUUGGGUCAGUGGCGAAGAGAAAUGCCAAAAAUCCCCACUGUUUGGACCUGGCUGAAGUCCCAGAGGAGAGAGCUAGAAAGACAGGAAGCGGUCGGUGGCGAGCUUUCCAUUUGUGACUGCAGAGGAGCUUAAAUGACGGAGAAGGAAAUCUGUUUGGAAAAGAGAUUCUGUGCGCUUAGGGGUAGAUAUUGACAGAAGAAACUCUUAAAGCUCACACUGUGGCACACAGUUUAUGUUUGCAGACUCAGGCGGGGUUGGCCACGGCAGUGCCUGUCCAAAAAAAACAAACAAAAAAACAAAUAAAGACUUGUUUGGUGUGUUAAUGUUGUUUUAUUUUUAUACAGGGGUUUAUGGGGGUGACCAUGACAAGCCCACAGCGGCUUACUGUGCAAUAAUUUCAGAGUGGAAUGCAACUGAGACCUUGAUCUUAUGUGUAUAUAUCGGACUUGAUAAUACAAAAUAUUUCCAGCUCUUUGCUGAACAACGGUUUUGAUGUUAAUGUAAAUUACUGUUGUUCAGUUCAGUGUGCAUAAGUAUGCUGUA